Messenger RNA from Exophiala bonariae, 1446 nucleotides. RefSeq lists its product as uncharacterized. The transcript has 2 exons. Gene Ontology annotation, molecular function: pyruvate dehydrogenase (acetyl-transferring) kinase activity. The record is from RefSeq and is a predicted model, not a curated record. Bases 1 to 1446 code for a protein of 481 amino acids. Gene Ontology annotation, cellular component: mitochondrion. Gene Ontology annotation, biological process: regulation of glucose metabolic process; protein phosphorylation. Lineage: Eukaryota; Fungi; Ascomycota; Eurotiomycetes; Chaetothyriales; Herpotrichiellaceae.
AUGUGGAAACGCACCAUUCAAAGGUGCAGCUUCUCCACUACUGCGCGACGAUGGACUGCCCCUGAAACCACCCAACAACCAUUCCCUCCAGACAUCAAUGAAUGGUCUCAUCCUCCCUCAAAUGCUUCGAUCUCAGAUGAGGAAGUCUAUCGCUUGGCUGCAAAGCCUCGUCAGCCCUUGACCCUUGCUGAUCUGGUUAAACAUGGCAAACCACCUCUUCCCGAUGCCGCCCUCCUCUCAUCCGCCAACUUCACCCUCUCUCGUCUACCUGCCCGUCUGGCUCACCGCAUACAAGCCCUUCGAAAUCUCCCCUUUAUUGUCGUGGCGAACCCCAACGUCUCCAAGAUCUACAACAACUAUCUCCAUUCUUUGUCCACCCUCGAACCUUUCUACAAGAAAUCAAUCACCACGAUAGAAGAAGAGAUCAAGUUCACAGAGGUCAUGGCCGAUCUAGUCCGCACCCAUUCCAACACAAUACCUACCCUUGCUCAAGGGUUUCUUCAGUGUAGAAAAUACAUUGAUCCGGCUGAAGUUACCCGUUUUCUUGAUCAACAUCUCCGAGCACGUAUCGGCACUCGUCUUUGUGCUGAACAGCAUCUUGCACUACAUAUGGCCAGUACGGGUGAUGCCGCUCUGCAGCCUCCAGAUCCAUCCCAUGUUGGUGUCAUUGACCUCGCACUUCAACCUGCAAGUAUCGUUCGACAAUGUGAGUCAUUUGUAGCUGAGGUUUGUGAGCUGAAGUAUGGCAUUCGACCGUCUUUGGUCAUCAAUGGCGAAGUCGACGCUGAGUUCGCACACAUUCCUAUGCAUGUCGAAUAUAUCAUUACAGAACUGCUCAAGAACGCAUUUCGAGCCACCAUCGAGUCUGGCAAUGAGCAAUACCCUAUAGAAGUUACCAUUGCCUCAGCACCUGAUGUCACGACCACCAAGCUAGACGCUCUCAAAAAAUUGUCGGUGACGGAAAGCACUAAUCAUGAUUUCUCUCAGGAUGGCCUCGAAGAAUAUUGCUCGGGCGACGAUAGUGAGAUGCCUCCACUGAAAACCGCUGCUCCGUGCAUUACUCUUCGGAUUCGUGACCGGGGAGGUGGUAUUUCAGCAGAAGCCUUGCCCAAUAUCUGGAGCUACAGUUUCACAACAUUCAACAAGGAAGAGGCCGAUGAAGCUGCUAACGGCGGCAACGGCAAUUCUGAGGGGUUGAACGCAAUCGCAGCCAGUGGCAGCAAUCAAAGCUCCAUCGCGGGUUUGGGAUACGGCUUGCCUCUAGGAAGGGCAUACGCCGAAUACUUUGGUGGAGGCAUCACACUGCAGAGUAUGUACGGCUGGGGCACAGAUGUUUAUCUAACAUUGCAGGGCAUCGGGAAAAUGGAUGAUCUGAGAAAGCGACCAAGUGCUUUCAAGGAACUUGAGAUGGAGCACAGACACGAGCACAAGAGAGGCAAGGAUUGA